Molecule: messenger RNA, 1573 nt
Organism: Erythranthe guttata (spotted monkey flower)
Lineage: Eukaryota; Viridiplantae; Streptophyta; Magnoliopsida; Lamiales; Phrymaceae
Product: apyrase
Biological process (GO): nucleoside diphosphate catabolic process
Cellular component (GO): membrane
Molecular function (GO): nucleoside diphosphate phosphatase activity
Source: RefSeq, a predicted model, not a curated record
UGUAGUGAGUUUAAAUAGACAAAUUGGAAAGAAAGAAAGAAAGCCAGAAUAGGAAAAAAAAAUAAUAGUGAUAAUGAUGUCGUAUUCAUCUCUGUUGCUACAGCUGUUGUUGUUGAUGAAUUAUGGGCAAGAUGAUGAAGUUAUUAAAAUUGAGAAUAUUAAUAAUUAUGCAGUUGUUUUUGACGCUGGAAGCACAGGUACUAGGGUUCAUGUCUAUAGCUUUGACCGCAACAUGGAUCUCCUUCCUGUCGGCAAUGACUACGAGUUUUUUCUUUCGACAAAACCAGGUCUGAGUUCGUAUGAGAAUGAUCCCGAAGGAGGUGCACAGUCGUUGAAGCCACUGCUGCAGAAAGCACAAGAUGUUGUUCCUCAACAGUUUCUUGCUAACACACCUGUUAUACUGGGGGCAACAGCAGGUCUGCGGCAGUUACCAGCCAGUGCAACUGAAGCCAUAUUAGAUGCGGUGAGAAAUCUUUUCAAGAAUGAAAGCAAGUUGAGUUACAAGGCAGAUUGGGUAUCUACUCUUCAAGGAACUGACGAAGGUGCUUAUCAGUGGGUGACAGUGAACUAUUUAUUAGGGACAUUAGGUAAAAAAUACUCGAGUACUGUAGGUGUGGUUGAUCUCGGAGGUGGAUCAGUGCAAAUGGCUUAUGCUAUCUCAGACAAAUCUGCAGCAAAUGCACCUAAAGACGAGGAUGCCUAUGUCAUGGACAAACUUGUAAUGGGAACUAAAUAUAACCUCUAUUCUCACAGUUACUCCAACUAUGGCCAGAAAGCAGGUCGAGCCCAGAGUCUUAAUCUUUCUGGAGACGCUGGCAAUCCAUGUGUCACAAAUGGUUAUCAAGGAACGUACGAGUACUUGGGGGUAGUUUAUAAUGUAUCAGCUCCCCUGUCUGGCACAAGCAUGAGGAGAUGCAGAGCAUUAAUGAGAAAGACACUUAGAGUUGAUGCCCCGUGCAACCACACAUACUGCUCCUUUGACGGUGUUUGGAGCGGUGGUGGUGGACUUGGUCUGAAAAACUUGUAUGUGGCAUCAUACUUCUAUGACACAGCUGCUGAGACGGGCUUGGUGGAAGCAGAUGCACCAUCAGGCAAGAUUCGUCCAAUAUAUUACAAGAAUGCAGCAAAGAAGGCAUGCAGCGCCACAGUGGACAACAUCAAAUCAAUUUUCCCUCUACUUGAUGAGAGAGAUGUGCCGUUUUUGUGCUCGGAUCUGAUAUACGAGUACACGAUGCUGGUUGAUGGAUUUGGGGUAAAUCAGUUGAAAGAAAUCACGGUGGUCAAACAAUUGGAGUACAAGAAAGAUUCUUCAUUACCAUUACUUGAGGCGGCAUGGCCACUCGGCUGUGCAGUUGAACUUGUCUCGUCACUCGUCAAUUAAUCGGCUAUGCAGUUGAACUUGUCCCAUUACUCGUCAAUUAAUCGUUCAUCAGCCAGUCCUUAUGUCAAUCCAUUGUUGUGGGAUUUAUGUAUUUAAUCCUACACAACCAUAAUAAACUGUGGAUUCGACAAGAAACAUUGAGAAGAAUACUGUCAGAUUUUUAUUUAUUAUUAAGCAAAAAUAUUAAUAUAA